Yamadazyma jaroonii is the source of this 990-nucleotide messenger RNA. The record is from the annotation of a GenBank genome assembly. NCBI's taxonomy places the organism in Eukaryota, Fungi, Ascomycota, Pichiomycetes, Serinales, Debaryomycetaceae.
AUGUUUGAAGAUUACGGUAACCUUAAGUACUUCCUUGUACCUGCCAUCAUUGUUGGAACCAUCAAAUUAACCAUCCUUGGUUUAUCUACUGUCUCCCUUAUUGCGGAUUUCCUUCUCCCUGCUACCAAUUACACCAAAUACGGUAGUAAGAAAGGAGCUUGGGCUUUAGUUACAGGUUCGUCCGAUGGAUUGGGUUUAGAAUUCAGCAAGCAAUUGGCUGCCAAAGGAUUCAACAUCGUGUUAGCUUCUCGUACUCAAAGUAAGUUAGAAGCCUUAGCUACUGAGAUCAAUGAAAAGUAUGGUGUUGAAACCAAGAUUGUUGCUGUUGAUGUCACUAAACCUGGGGCCGACGAAGAGAUCUUCACCGCCAUUAAAUCCUUACCCGUCGCGGUAUUAGUGAACAAUGUGGGUAGAUCACAUUCCAUCCCCGUACCAUUUGCUGAGACCGAUUUAGAAGAAUUAGAGGGAAUUAUCACCAUCAACACUACCUUCACUUUGAAAUUGACCCGUCUCGUGGUACCAGUUAUCAAUGAUACUGCCGCUAAACUCAAGGUUAAAGGUUUAAUUGUCACUAUGGGAAGUUUCGGUGGUUUAUUACCUACCCCAUACUUAGCAGUUUAUUCUGGUUCAAAAGCUUUCUUACAAAACUGGUCCGUUAGUUUGGCCGCAGAAUUACCAAAUGUCGAUGUAGAAUUUGUGUUGAGUUACUUAGUUACUUCCUCCAUGUCCAAGAUCAAAAGAACUUCUUUCAUGAUCCCAAAUCCUAAGAAUUUCGUUAAGGCCACUUUAUCUAAACUUGGACGUAGAAAUGGUGCGCAAGAAAGAUUUGCUACCACCACCCCUUACUGGUCUCAUGCCUUGAUGCACUUUGGUAUCGACCAAACUGUAGGUGUUUAUUCCAAAGUCGCCAACAGUUUGAACUAUAGCAUGCACAAGGACAUCAGAAGAAGAGCUUUAAGAAAGGCUGAAAGACAAAAGAAGGCUUUAUAG